Photinus pyralis (common eastern firefly) is the source of this 690-nucleotide messenger RNA. RefSeq lists its product as uncharacterized. The record is from RefSeq and is a predicted model, not a curated record. The transcript is spliced from 3 exons. NCBI's taxonomy places the organism in Eukaryota, Metazoa, Arthropoda, Insecta, Coleoptera, Lampyridae. Bases 196 to 645 code for a protein of 149 amino acids.
UAUAAAGAAGCCGAAAUAUUUCGUUAAAAAACGGAAAAUUAAUUGCCGAUGUACGAUAAAAAUUAAUUUUAUGCGCGAGCUUUUCCCUUUCUCGCAUUUCGGAGAGACGACCGCGCGCGCUCGUUAUUAAUUAAUAAUUGAGGCAUCGAAAAUUGCUAAUCGACGCAUUUAAAAACUUAAUCAAGCGAAGACCGUAUGACCCCCUUUAAUACGGACCAUUUUCAAAAGGCCACUUGGAUGACUUCUGUUACAUGGGUACGUUGUAAAAUAAUCUCUAUGUUAGAGCUCCCUAAGAAGGGGGCACCAGGUAGGUUGGACUUAGGAUUCACUAAGGGGAGCGAGGGGGGCCGUGGAAGCCAAGAGCAGGGCACUACUGCCGAGAUCCAUUGGGCUACCAUCACUAGUUUGGUACAGAAGCAAAACUUAAGUACUACUACAUCUCCUCGAGGUACGCACUUUUCCAAAGAAGUCUUUCGAUCGAUCACCACGAAGCUCUCUCGUCCCGGCGACGUCAUCUGUUCAGCUGCCGCACAAGGAAGUAAAGAGCGAGGAAAAUCCGCCGGUUAUCAUCAGCAGAUCAUAGACGCGCGCUCAUUUCAGAUUAAAAUCCGAUCGCGCCGCGUCAAAAUUCCAAUUUACCAAUAGUUCCACAAUUUACUCAUCGAGUCAGCUGAGUAAGAGCAGUGGCGG